GCCGACUUGCGGCCUGUCGUGGAGGCGGCUUUGGGCGGCUAUAAUGGAACUAUUAUGACGUACGGCCAGACCGGCAGCGGCAAAACACACACGCUCAUUGGUCGCGUGUCCGACGCCAGCCCGGAACACCACGGUGUCGUACCGCGCGCCAUCAACCACCUAGCGGCGGGUAUUGCGGAGGCGGGGGAGAGGGACGGGGCGGACUUCCAGGUGAUUCUCAGCGUGGUCGAGAUCUACUGCGAGCGCAUCCGGGACCUUCUAGAACCUUCCCCGGCUGUCUCAGCCACGGCAGGAGCGGAUAACCUCCAAGUCAAACAGGAUGCCGUACGAGGGGUGUACAUCGAGGGUGCAACUGAGCUGGGCGUUACGGACGAGCAGCAGCUGGUGGACUUCAUGACGCGGGGGCUGGCGCAGAGGGCCGUAUCGGCGACCAGUAUGAAUGAGGCCAGCAGCCGCAGUCACUGCAUCGUAACUGUACGGGUAAAUCGUACACUGCAGGACGGCACACUUCAGGUUGGCAAACUGGUAAUGGUGGAUCUGGCGGGAAGUGAGCGAGCGGAUCGAACUCAUGCAGCCGGCACCACCCUGGUGGAGGGGUCCCUCAUCAAUAAAUCGCUAAGCUGUCUGUCCAACGUCAUAUAUGCCCUCACAGAAGACUCCAGGGGCGGUAAGGCCCGCCAUGUGCCGUACAGGGACAGCAAACUGACACGUGUCCUGCAAGACUCGCUGGGCGGCUCUGCUCGUACGGUUCUCAUCAUUUGCUGUUCCCCAUGCUUGGAGAAUGCAGCCGAGACGUUGUCAUCCCUGAGGUUUGGAUCACGGUAG
This is a messenger RNA of Volvox carteri f. nagariensis, 825 nucleotides long. RefSeq names its product Kif5 kinesin. The annotation marks the transcript as partial. The transcript is spliced from 8 exons. NCBI's taxonomy places the organism in Eukaryota, Viridiplantae, Chlorophyta, Chlorophyceae, Chlamydomonadales, Volvocaceae. The record is from RefSeq and is a predicted model, not a curated record. Gene Ontology annotation, biological process: microtubule-based movement; mitotic spindle organization. Gene Ontology annotation, molecular function: microtubule binding; microtubule motor activity; ATP binding.